GUAUUUUUCAACUGGACUGUCACUGCACUUGAACUUGGAAUCUUAUAACUUGAAGAACUGCCCUGGAGAAAGGAAGAAACUUAUAAUAAAUGGGAAAUUAUAAAUCUAGACCAACCCAAACUUGUACUGAUGAAUGGAAGAAAAAAGUCAGUGAAUCAUAUGUUAUCACAACAGAAAGAUUAGAAGAUGACCUGCAGAUCAAGGAAAAAGAACUGACAGAACUAAGGAAUAUAUUUGGCUCUGAUGAAGCCUUCAGUAAAGUCAAUUUAAAUUACCGCACUGAAAAUGGGCUGUCUCUACUUCAUUUAUGUUGCAUUUGUGGAGGCAAGAAAUCACAUAUUCGAACUCUUAUGUUGAAAGGGCUCCGCCCAUCUCGACUGACAAGAAAUGGAUUUACAGCCUUGCAUUUAGCAGUUUACAAGGAUAAUGCAGAAUUGAUCACUUCUCUGCUUCACAGUGGAGCUGAUAUACAGCAGGUUGGAUACGGUGGCCUCACUGCCCUCCAUAUUGCUACAAUAGCUGGCCACCUAGAGGCUGCUGAUGUGCUGUUGCAACAUGGAGCUAAUGUCAAUAUUCAAGAUGCAGUUUUUUUCACUCCAUUGCAUAUUGCAGCGUACUAUGGACAUGAACAGGUAACUCACCUUCUUUUGAAAUUUGGUGCUGAUGUAAAUGUAAGUGGUGAAGUUGGAGAUAGACCCCUCCACCUAGCAUCUGCAAAAGGAUUCUUGAAUAUUGCAAAACUCUUGAUGGAAGAAGGCAGCAAAGCAGAUGUGAAUGCUCAAGAUAAUGAAGACCAUGUCCCACUCCAUUUCUGUUCUCGAUUUGGACACCAUGAUAUAGUUAAGUAUCUGCUGCAAAGUGAUUUGGAAGUUCAACCUCAUGUUGUUAAUAUCUAUGGAGAUACCCCCUUACACCUGGCAUGCUACAAUGGCAAAUUUGAAGUUGCCAAGGAAAUCAUCCAAAUAUCAGGAACAGAAAGUCUGACUAAGGAAAACAUCUUCAGUGAAACAGCUUUUCAUAGUGCUUGUACCUAUGGCAAGAGCGUUGACCUAGUCAAAUUUCUUCUUGAUCAGAAUGUCGUAAACAUCAACCACCAAGGAAGGGAUGGGCACACUGGAUUACACUCUGCUUGCUACCAUGGUCACAUUCGCCUGGUUCAGUUCUUACUGGAUAAUGGAGCUGAUAUGAAUCUAGUGGCUUGUGAUCCCAGCAGGUCUAGUGGUGAAAAAGAUGAGCAGACAUGUUUGAUGUGGGCUUAUGAAAAAGGGCAUGAUGCCAUUGUCACACUCCUGAAGCAUUAUAAGAGACCACAAGAUGAAUUGCCCUGUAAUGAAUAUUCUCAGCCUGGAGGAGAUGGCUCCUAUGUGUCUGUUCCAUCACCCUUGGGGAAGAUUAAAAGCAUGACAAAAGAGAAGGCAGAUAUUCUCCUCCUAAGAGCUGGAUUGCCUUCACAUUUCCAUCUUCAGCUCUCAGAAAUUGAGUUCCAUGAGAUUAUUGGCUCAGGUUCUUUUGGGAAAGUAUAUAAAGGACGAUGCAGAAACAAAAUAGUGGCUAUAAAACGUUAUCGAGCCAAUACCUACUGCUCCAAGUCAGAUGUGGAUAUGUUUUGCCGAGAGGUGUCCAUUCUCUGCCAGCUCAAUCAUCCCUGCGUAAUUCAGUUUGUGGGCGCUUGCUUGAAUGAUCCCAGCCAGUUUGCCAUUGUCACUCAAUACAUAUCAGGGGGUUCUCUGUUCUCCCUCCUUCAUGAGCAGAAGAGGAUUCUUGAUUUGCAGUCUAAAUUAAUUAUUGCAGUAGAUGUUGCCAAAGGCAUGGAGUACCUUCACAACCUGACACAGCCAAUUAUACAUCGUGACUUGAACAGUCACAAUAUUCUUCUCUAUGAGGAUGGGCAUGCUGUGGUGGCAGAUUUUGGAGAAUCAAGAUUUCUACAGUCUCUGGAUGAAGACAACAUGACAAAACAACCUGGGAACCUACGUUGGAUGGCUCCUGAGGUGUUCACGCAGUGCACUCGGUACACCAUCAAAGCAGAUGUCUUCAGCUAUGCUCUGUGUCUGUGGGAAAUUCUCACCGGCGAAAUUCCAUUCGCUCAUCUCAAGCCAGCGGCUGCGGCAGCAGACAUGGCUUACCACCACAUCAGACCUCCCAUUGGCUAUUCCAUUCCCAAGCCCAUAUCAUCUCUGCUGAUACGAGGGUGGAACGCAUGUCCUGAAGGAAGACCCGAGUUUUCUGAAGUUGUCACGAAGUUAGAAGAGUGUCUCUGCAACAUUGAGAUGAUGUCUCCUGCAUCAAGUAACAGCAGUGGGUCUCUCUCACCUUCUUCUUCUUCUGAUUGCCUGGUGAACCGGGGAGGACCUGGCCGGAGUCAUGUGGCAGCAUUAAGAAGUCGUUUCGAAUUGGAAUAUGCUCUAAAUGCAAGGUCCUAUGCUGCUUUGUCCCAAAGUUUGAAACAGCCUUUCUCCAUGAAAAAUGUAAAAGAAAGAACAUCAAGCAAAAUAUUCUGUUCAAAAGAAGAGGUGAUGAAAAUGGAAAAUUAAUAAAAGUGAAGAUAUGAGAAGAGCCCUACGUGUGUAAAAUUGGCACCUUUAAAAAAAUUUAAGUAAGUACCUGGAUUUAUUGUCACACAUAAAAGAUUUGCAUGAAAAGAGUGAGCGAGUGACAUAUUUAGGUUACAACACAUCCACUUGAGAGAGAGAAUGAGAUGCAGCUCUCACCGUGGCUAUUCUGAUGCUGUAAUUUCGUGUUCUUUUCUAUCCGUCAGCGGUGCUUGUUAGCGACCUGAAAUGCACUCCCUCCUAACCCAAAGGGCGAGCCAGAGUGCAUUUCCCUCUUCAAGCGUUUUGUAAUACUAAUUAACUAAUUCCCAGCCACAUGAAGAGAACCUGCGAAGAUUUGCCGGAGGCAAACUGCUAAAUAAAUGGUGACAGAUUUCUCAGUUUUCAAUUAGAUGAAAUGACAUAUUGGGACAACGAAUGGCCUGACUUUCUAGUGAUGAGAGUUCUAUGAGGUUUUCAUUCCUGGAAAUGAAGAGAAAUCCUCUCCAUUCAUACACAAAGCAGGGCCCGGGCCCACUCUUAAGCACAUCAAAGCACACAGAUCCCGCCUUUGGCAGUUGCGUGUGUGUACAACUGAAAGUAAGACUUGGUCCAAAAAUGCUGCUUUUGAGACUGCUUCUGCUGUCCUGAAAUAUCUGACAGGACAAGCACAGGGACCAAAGAGAACAACCGGCCUAAUUAAAUCUAUACAGGCAGCACUAUGUUCUGUUCAUCCUCCCUGACUCCAGCUCUGGCCUCGCCCUGCUCCCUCCUGACUCCAGUGUUUGUGUUGCGAAGCUGAAU
Messenger RNA from Gorilla gorilla gorilla (western lowland gorilla), 3335 nucleotides. RefSeq names its product TNNI3 interacting kinase (gene TNNI3K). Gene Ontology annotation, biological process: protein phosphorylation. Gene Ontology annotation, molecular function: ATP binding; protein binding; protein kinase activity. The coding region runs from base 90 to 2534 and encodes 814 amino acids. NCBI's taxonomy places the organism in Eukaryota, Metazoa, Chordata, Mammalia, Primates, Hominidae. The record is from RefSeq and is a predicted model, not a curated record. The transcript is spliced from 24 exons.